Molecule: messenger RNA, 6409 nt
Organism: Oncorhynchus masou masou (cherry salmon)
Lineage: Eukaryota; Metazoa; Chordata; Actinopteri; Salmoniformes; Salmonidae
Product: transcription factor SOX-5-like
Exons: 16
Coding region: 168-2558 (796 amino acids)
Biological process (GO): regulation of transcription by RNA polymerase II; cell fate commitment; positive regulation of chondrocyte differentiation
Cellular component (GO): nucleus
Molecular function (GO): DNA-binding transcription factor activity, RNA polymerase II-specific; RNA polymerase II cis-regulatory region sequence-specific DNA binding
Source: RefSeq, a predicted model, not a curated record
GCGCUACAGAGAGAGAGAGAGAGAGAGAGGGAACAGUCUCCGUUGUCUAAGAGGUUGAAGGAUCAAUAGAGAGGCUUGUUGUGGCGGUUGUGAUUCUGUUCCAUCUGUGUGUCGGAGCUGCAUGGUGUUAGAAGGAGGAAUCCUAGUUCCCACAGACCUAUUCCAGCAUGCUCACAGACCCUGAGCUACCUCAGGAGUUUAACAGGAUGUCUUCCAAGCGACCAAUCUCUCCAUAUGGGGGGACAGAUGGAGAGGUAGUCAUGGCAACCAGCAGACAGAGACUGGAAGAGGAAGAGCGAGAUGAUGGACAGGCUGUCAUGCACCUCCCCCUGACUCCCUACUGCAGCAAGGUGUCCCCCCGCUCGCCCCGCCCCCUGGACAGCCCCCCCACCCUGCACAGUGCCAUGGACCAGGAUGGCAGUAAGGGUUGGUCUCUGAGCCCCUACCCCCAGCACAACUCCUCUACCUCUCCAGGCAGUAAGCAGCAGGUGGAGGAGGGGGGUUCAGGGGCCGCAGCACUUGGGACCCCAGAGAGACGUAAGGGCAGCCUGGCUGACGUGGUGGACACACUGAAACAGAGGAAGAUGGAGGAGCUCAUCAAAAACGAACCAGAAGAAGCCCCCAGCAUUGAGAGGCUGUUGUCUAAGGACUGGAAGGACAAGCUGUUGGCCAUGGGAUCAGGACAUUUUGGAGAAAUCAAAGGUACCUCAGAAAGCCUAGCAGAGAAGGAGCGCCAGCUGAUGGGCAUGAUCAGCCAGCUGAGCAGCCUGAGGGAGCAGCUCCUGGCGGCCCACGAUGAGCAGAAGAAACUGGCCGCCUCGCAGAUCGAGAAGCAGCGGCAACAGAUGGAGCUGGCCAAGCAACAACAGGACCAGAUUGCUCGGCAACAGCAGCAGCUUCUGCAGCAGCAACACAAAAUCAACCUCCUGCAGCAACAGAUCCAGCAGGUCCAGGGGCAGCUGCCUCCGUUGAUGAUCCCUGUGUUCCCUCCAGACCAGAGGACUCUGGCUGUAGCUGCUGCCCAGCAAGGCUUCCUGCUGCCCCCCGGAUUCAACUACAAACCAGGCUGCAGUGACCCUUACCCUCUCCAGCUGGUCCCUACUACCAUGGCAGCAGCUGCUGCCGCGGCAGCGCCAGGCCUCGGUCAACUACAGCUCCAGGGACGGAGAGGGUCUGAAGUGGGGAUCGACAGGACUAUUGAACAGUUUGGAGUAGAUUCCAACUACAACAACCCAGCCUGGUGGUGCUUACAGCAGCUGUAUGCAGCUCAGCUGGCCGCCAUGCAGGUGUCUCCAGGGGCCAAACACAGCAGUAUGCCCCAGACCAACCUGAACACCCACUCUCCCACCAACACUCACCAAGAGAAGAGCCGCAGCACCCCGCCGCCCAAACCCAAGGACGAGGGUGCUCAGCCCCUGAACCUGUCGUCCAAGCCUAAGACAGCAAGCGAGAGCAAGUCACCCACCUCCCCCGCUUCCCCACAGGUCCCCACCAUGAAGCUGGGCCACCAUAGCACCGGAUCCAUGAAACACAGCACAGCCCCCUCCAGCAUCGGAGGACCACCGUCCAGAGUCAGCUCCAUAGACCUGCUGUCAUCCCUGUCCUCCGGGGGCUAUCUGAACGACCACGAGGCCGUGACCAAGGCCUUCGCUGAGGCCAGACAGAUGAAGGAGCAGCUGAAGAGAGAACAGCAGGUGUUGGACGCCAAGGUGGCCGCCGUCAACAACCUCAGCCUGAACAACGGGCGCUCCGACAAGGUCAGAUAUGACAAGGCAGCUCUGGAGAGUCUGAGCCACCAGCUGAAGCAGCAGUCAGAGGACAGAGAGAAGUUCAGCCACGCCAUGAUGGACUUCACCAUGAGUGGAGACUCAGAUGGCAGCCCCAGUGUGUCUGAUUCCAGGAUGUUCCGUGAGGCCCGGGGCCGAGGCAACAGCGAACCGCACAUUAAACGACCCAUGAAUGCUUUCAUGGUCUGGGCAAAGGAUGAGAGGAGGAAGAUUCUCCAGGCUUUCCCCGACAUGCACAACUCCAACAUCAGCAAAAUCCUCGGUUCUCGUUGGAAGUCCAUGACUAACCUGGAGAAGCAGCCGUACUACGAGGAGCAGGCCCGGCUGAGCAAGCAGCACCUGGAGAAGUACCCUGACUACAAGUACAAACCCCGGCCCAAACGGACCUGUCUGGUGGACGGGAAGAAGCUGAGGAUUGGAGAGUACAAGGCCAUUAUGAGGAACCGCCGGCAGGAGAUGAGACAGUACUUCACUGUGGGACAACAGGCCCAGCUGCCCUUGUCCUCGGCGGGCGUGGUGUACCCAGGUGCCCUCGCCAUGGCAGGCUUGCCCUCCCCCCAGAUGCCCUCGGAGCACUCCUCACUGUCCAGUAGCCCCGAGCCCGUCGCUCCACCCCUCCAGACCCCCUACCAUCCCAGCCUCAAGGGAGAAGAGACCCGAGUCAAACAGGAAGCGCUGCGAUUGGACGACAGCAACGGUGAUGCGUACGACGACUUUGAUUAUGAGGACGAGGAGGGAGAUUAUGGAAGCGAUAACGACAACCACCAAUAAUCUGGAAGCAGAGCCAAUCAGAAUCAGAUACCUAGCUUCUUGCUGCAAACACCCCCGUCCGUCCACCAAUCCUGAGAGACUAUCCGUCCCUUAUAUCCAAUCACAUUCAAUGUCACAAACCUCGCCCUCCUUUACCACUUAACCAACAAGGACUCUGGGACCUCAGAGCCAAGCCCCUCCCAUUGGAAUCUCGAUACCAGCAACCGACCAAUCAAAUCAAGCACAGGACCUGUCACUCACACUGACUGUUACACAGACUGGAGUCUAAAAGGAGGCGAGUUGAUUGCCGUGACUUCUGCUGAGUACUACACAGUACUACAGCGGACUAACAAAGUACUACGAAGUACUACAGAGUACUAGAGUAUUACUGCUGUGUACGCCAUAGAGGCAAGAUGAGAUACACAUUAUGUCAUGAGUAAGCUACUAUAUGAGGAGAAAACACAGAAAAAACAACCUUUUAGACCAGUUUGACUUCAAAGAGACAUUUUUUUUUUAAACAGCAGGCCUGUCAGUUGAUUAAAGAUACACUUUAAAAUGGCCGACCUGCUUGUUUAUGAAAGAAACACUUUUAAAACAGCUUUUUUUUUCUUGGUUCUAUGAUAUUCUCACUCAGGUACACGGUGCCAACAAGUGGCUUGUGAAUGUGAUUUGUUGUUUUUGUGCUACAGUUUUAAUAAUAGAUACAAAAUAGACAUUUUUCCCUUUUCAUUGUAAAGCACCUGACAGAAGUCAAAGCAAAACUUUUAUUUAGAAUUCUUCUUCUUUCUUCAACUCUGCGGUGUACUGUCAGCAGAUGUCCUCCCUCGGUGUGUGUGACUCCCCUUAUGAGAGUCAAAAUGGGAAAGUCCAGUCAGGGCCACUGCCAUGUGUUGGACAGUGAGGGCCGGCUCACUUCAGGGGACUGUGGGGGGGACCUCAGUCUCUCAUCAUGGGUCAUCUUGGACAGUACUGUGUAAUGAGACAAUCUCCCACCAACCCUCUUCUCUCCUUUUUACACUCUCGUUCUUUUACCCUUUCUUUGGCUUUCCUUUUUAUUCUGAUCACGAGGACUUUGGGUCUUUGGAAGGUACAAACAAGGGUUUAUUUUAGAUAUGAAACACCCCCUUGUAUGUGUGUGAGAGUGUGUGUAAGCAAGCUCGCUGUGCGUGUGUGUGUGUUUAGUCUGUGUGAGCUGGUUUAGUCAUCACUAGACACUAGAUCCCAGAACUCUGUCCCUUUCCAAGACAAACAGAAACACUGGAGUUUCCCCUGUGAGCCCCCAGUACUUCAGUAUCCUGGUGUAUAGAGACAGAGAAAGCCCUAUUCCUGGUGUACAGAGACAGAGAAAGCCCUUUGACUCUCUUGUACACUCACACACACACACAUCCCCAAGCCCCAGUUCCCCAAUCGAAACCCCACAACAACUCUACUCCGCUGCCAACUGAUCCAGCCAGCACCACAAGCCAACAACUCUUACCCACAACCCAAACCCUCUCGUAAUACUCCCAACUGAUAUCAAAUUGGUGUGUAUUUUGUUAUAGAAGUUUGGUGUGUUCCUGCAAGCUUCUACUGGUAGUUUUGAGUAUUUCCUGUCUGUCCCCGUUCUGUCCCUCUCUCUGAGAGUUCCCCUCUAUGUCCCCCUGUGUCUUACUCUGUCCCCGUCCGUGUCCCCAAAACACGUCAUUCUGCUGUUCUUAUUGGGAGGAGCUGAUGGUCAUAUCAGCACGUCAGUGUUUCCUUUGUAUUUGAAUACUGUAUUUUAUCAUUUUUAUUCAAACUGCCUCUAGUGUAAUAAUAUUAUUAACAAUAAUUAUAAUGAUGGUCAGCGUUUCUUUCAAUUUGAGUAAGUUAUGUACAGUAUAAUUUAUUUUGGCCUCUUAUUGGGUUUAUUACGACCCAUAUGAAACUUCUUCGGUCAAUGAAGCAUUAUUAUAUUUAGCUGGUUUAGAGUAUUUACAUCUAAUGUUGUCCUUUUACUUUUUACUUUAUUUGCCAAUUUGCAUAUUCUUUGGUUUCUGUUUUUAUCUGUUCUGUUUGUUUAGUAUUAAUCCUAUAUGGACGCUGGGUGAGGAGGAGGAGCGACACGGACGCCAGCCAACGGGCGGCUGUCGCUCUUCGCCAAGGAGACUGGACUUUCUAUUCACUAACUCUCUCCCCAUCUGCGUCCCUCAUCUUGACAACGUAACCCUUUUAUGUCCAAACCCACUUCUAAAAGCACUCAGACACUCUGUGUGGUCAGAGAAAAGAAGGUGAUUUUUUUUUGUUUGUUUGUAAUGGUUCAUGUAUAAUGUGAAGUUUCUUCUACUUUCUUUCUUUUUAUGAAGAUAAAAGAAAACGGUUAUAUUAUUCUAUUCUGUUCUGUUUCCUCUGAACAAAGGAGUGAGGCUCCCGUUUACUAGGGUUGCUAUGUCACCUGAGAUGCCGUGGAACAUCGUUGAGGCUGGCGGACACAGAGACACACAGACACACAGACACACAGACACAGAGACACAGAGACACAGAGACACAGAGACACAGAGACACAGAGACACAGAGACACAGAGACACACAGACACACAGACACACAGACACACAGACACAGAGACACACAGACACAGAGACACAGAGACACAGAGACACACAGACACACAGACACAGAGACACACAGACACAGCAGACUCACAGACACAGAGACACAGAGACACACAGACACACAGACACAGAGACACACAGACACACAGACACACAAAUUAUUAGCAGACACAGUUGUGCAAAAUUCGAAUAACACGAUCAGGAUUUUGAUCAAAUUAGGACAUGAUCAGAACACACACACACACACCGCACAUUUGCGACCCAUAGGAAAAUCAGUGUUUACUUUGCCUAUUCAACAAUGUUCUACAGCAUAACCUGACAUCCAGUAAGUAAUGACCUGUCAUAUCUAUGUGACUCCAGAACUCUGGGGACUUUACUUUGUUUUAGCUCCACACUAUGACCGAGCCAUUAGCCAUGUCCACUCACUCUACAGGUGUGCUGCCAGAUAGUGACCCAGCCCAGUCAUGCUUGCUGAAGAUGUUUACUCUUACACAAUCAAUCAUAACCAUGCCUAUUGCCAGAUAGUGAGCCUCGCAGUCAAUCAUACUUGGCCAUAUAGACAACCUCACAAUCAGGCCACGGUGAGACCUAACGCUGGAGAAAUGGUGUCCUGUAUUCUGGCUGGAAGCUGUAGGUUAGAUUAGUAGGCUAGACAGUGUGGGGAAAAGGAGGGGUUUACAAGUUCAAUCAUCCCAGCUUGCUAGGUCUGCCACAUACUGAGGUAUUAUACUGUACUUAGGGCCAGGAGUUUUGUGACCAGACCAGGACAAACACUUGGCUCUAGUUAUACUAAUGAAUAGAGUCCAACGUUUUUCAUGAGCAGGUUGACAGGAUGAUAGGCCCUGGUGAUGUUGGGUGAUACAGCGACGAUGGUGACCAUGAUCGCGAUGAAGAUGAUGAUGAUAAUAACAAUGAAGACAAUCAAAUGUCACGAGUGGAGCUCAAAACAAAGUCAGAGUUAGUCAAAAAAAGAAACACGUAUCUGACCAUCUCAACUUGACAAAUGGAGAAAGAUAAUUAUGUACAUAUAACAUAGAGUUAUAGAUUUAUAUUUUGUUCAUAACACAGUGUAAUAUAAGUUGUAUAUUUCUUUUUCUCUUUUAUUGAUGUUAUUCAUGCUACAAUAAAAGCAGGAGUUGAUGUACUCUUACAAAAAAAAGAAGAAAAAUGACAAAUAAACGAAGGAAACAACAACAAAAAAGAGAGGCCGUGGGCUUGCCAUGCACCAUCUGUUCCGAGUUCACUUUUUUCAGUAUUAUUGCCAGUCGAGGCUUUAAUAAAAACAGCGAUGUGUUCUGUAA